Molecule: messenger RNA, 471 nt
Organism: Hyaloperonospora brassicae
Lineage: Eukaryota; Oomycota; Peronosporomycetes; Peronosporales; Peronosporaceae
Source: the annotation of a GenBank genome assembly
AUGCCAACAAUGCGUGCUACGUACGUCUUGCUUGUCCUCGUGACGACGCAUGCUCGAUGGGUUUUUGAUGGCAUUAUUGCCGCAGAGGAAAGCGUCGAAGUGAAGAAUCAACCCAACGCAUUUGCAAGCACUCUCGUCGGCAAUGGCAUCGUUUCCAGCCACCGUGACCUCAAGGGCAGUGAAACAAUGAUCGAUGCAUACGAUGGCACCAAGGAAGAGCGAGGACUGGUCGACAGAAUCAGGAACAUUUUCAAGAGCAGCCCAGUGUUUGGUAAGCAAGCCGAGAGGUUGCGGAAGGAACCCCGUGUCGCUGAGUCACAACAAAACAACUCAGUUUCUGACAAACUGAUCAAGAACGUCCGAGCGUAUUUCGGAAGGCUGAAAGCCACCUCUUCUCCAGUCGAGAGGUUUCUUAUAUACGCGACGAUCGUGUUCUCUCUUGCCGGGGCGUGGGUCAUCCUUUCCAUGUAG